AUGUCGGACGAGGAAUCGUACUACGAGGACGAGGAGGUCGACGAGGAAGAAGUCGAGGAGGUCGAAGAGGAGGCUGAGGAGGAGGAAGAGGAAGAGCGCCCCACCGCCAAGACAACCUAUGAGGGCGGCGAUGAUGGGCUAACUGAGGCCGAGAAGGCCAUGCUGGCCGCCAAGAAACGCCACGAAGAUGAGGACAACGCCAAGCUCCACGACUAUCAGUCGAGCCGACAGACCGAGAAGGAGCGCGAGGAUGAGGAGCUUCGCCGGAUGAAGGAGAAGCAAGAGGAGCGUCGCCUUCGUCGCGAGCAGGAGGAGCGUGACGCCGAGGAGCGGCGCCGUAUCAACGAGGAGCGCCAGCGCCAGGAGGAGCUUGAGCGCCGUCAGCGCAUGGAGGCCGAGAGGCAAAAGAAGGAGGACAUGAAGAAGAAGCAACAAGCCGCCCUGCUCGGUGGCGCCUUCAGCACAAACGCUGAGGGUGGACGUAACUUCACCAUCCCCAAGAAGGCGGCCACCGACGACAAGUUCGGUAACAUCGUGCAGGCCAAACAAGAAAUGGGCAUGACCAAGGACCAGCAGGAAGAGCAGAAGAAGCAAUUCAUGGCUCAACUCCGCAGGAGCAUCGAAGAAGAGAAGCAGGAUAAGAAGGACAAGAUCAAGACCCUCCACCAGCGCAUCUGCAAGCUGGAAGCCGACAAAUUCGACUUGGAAAAGCGCAACGAGCGUCAGACCUACGAUCUGAAAGAAUUGAAUGAGCGUCAACGACAGGAGCAGCGUAAGCUGUUGAACAAGCCCGGUGCCGCCGAUGACACUGGUGGCCGCCACCCGCCCAAGGUCCAGGUCGCCUCCAAAUACGAUCGACAAAUCGAUCGCCGUAAUUUCAAGGAGCGCAGAUCGAUGUUUGAGAACAAAAAUGCGUACCCUUGCUUCCCUGGACUUCCCCCGCCACCAGUCCUCCUCGAAAAGGUCAUCAAGAAGCUGCAGUACGAAAUUGACAAAGAAGAAGAAGACGCCGAAGAAGCUGCCCGUGCUGAGGAGGAAGAGGAAGAGGAGGAGGAGGAGGAA
Molecule: messenger RNA, 1062 nt
Organism: Mesorhabditis spiculigera
Lineage: Eukaryota; Metazoa; Nematoda; Chromadorea; Rhabditida; Rhabditidae
Source: the annotation of a GenBank genome assembly